Mya arenaria is the source of this 1339-nucleotide messenger RNA. RefSeq names its product cytochrome P450 1A1-like. Gene Ontology annotation, molecular function: steroid 17-alpha-monooxygenase activity; iron ion binding; heme binding. The record is from RefSeq and is a predicted model, not a curated record. Lineage: Eukaryota; Metazoa; Mollusca; Bivalvia; Myida; Myidae. Gene Ontology annotation, biological process: progesterone metabolic process; hormone biosynthetic process. The transcript is spliced from 3 exons.
AUGUAUCCAGACGGACCCUGGGGAUUCCCAGUGGUCGGGCAUCUUCCGUUGCUGGGAAAAUUCCUCCCUUAGCAGCUCAUGGAGUGGCGUAAAACAUACGGCGACGUUUACAGGAUACGUUUGGAAAGCUGGCCCGCAAUCGUUGUUAAUGGCAACGCUGCCGUAAAAGAGACGACGCCAACGGCCGGUGAUGCGUUUUCAGGCCGCCCCGAUUUUGUGACCGCACAGGUGCUCCGUAGUCGGACAGGAGACGAAGAUUUCGCGCUUGGAACUUUCUUUCCUGCCUAUAUACUGUAUGGGAAGUCGAAACAAGUAGAAAAAGACAAACACGUCAGGGCGAUUGUUUACGGGGUAGAGGAGAUUAAUUGUUUCAUGAGAAGUGGAAGCCCAAUUGACGUCAUGCCCUGUCUGAGAUAUGUUAUGCCAGGUAAACUGGAAACGCUGCGGAACCUUCAAUGCGAAUCAGACAAAAUUAUGUUAACAGAAGUAGAAGAACACUACAAAACGUUUGAUAAGGACAAUGUACGCGAUAUAACCGAUGCUAUUCUCAAUGCCGCCGAGCAACUGAAACAAGACGAUAAAGGCGGGACGCGAAGAUUUUGUGGCUACCAUGUUGACAAAGACACCGUCGUCAUCCUUAAUAUGUUUUCCGUUUCCCACGAAGCAAGGGUCUGGGGCGACCCUGACAACUUUCGACCCGAGUGUUUUUUUACUGAGAGCGGGGAAAUCAACACCUCAUUGCUCGGUCACUCACUUCCGUUUGGUCUCGGACGGAGGCGAUGUGUUGGUGAACAAUUAGCCAACAUCAGCCUCUUCAUUUUGUUUUCAUCUCUCAUUCAGCAGUGUCGCUGUUCACUGCCAGGCAGUGCGGACCUUACAUCGGUUCCGGAACUAGUUUCUACCCCGGAGAAAUGCAAUGUCAUAGUGCAGAAUAGGAAUUGAAUUCAUUUACGAAUGAUUGAAUAUGCAAUACAGUCGAAACCCUUUGGCUCCAUAUCGUUAGGUUUGAUUUUCUGGUUUGUUCGAACAGGAUGCCAAGGUUCGAUUUCGUUAUACAUUAAGUAAGCCUUCCCGCUUGGCUCGAUAUUCGCGAGGCUCGAGGUAUUUCUAGCCGGUCACUGGGAUAUCGAGCCAACGUGUUUCGACUGUAAUUAAAUAAUGACACCACACUGGUACUGAUAUAUUUUGUAUGCCGACAAACUUGCAUCUUCUUAUCUCCUCUAAACUGAGUCAUAUCCACGAAUUAUAUCUAAUACUGAAUGAUUGUAGUCAGUUCAUCGCCAAUCAGAGUGGCCUCUGUGGCUUUAUACAUGUGUGAAUCAUUAAUAUGAUUUUAAUC